Molecule: messenger RNA, 1551 nt
Organism: Dictyostelium purpureum
Lineage: Eukaryota; Evosea; Eumycetozoa; Dictyosteliales; Dictyosteliaceae
Exons: 4
Coding region: 1-1551 (516 amino acids)
Biological process (GO): NLS-bearing protein import into nucleus
Cellular component (GO): nucleus
Molecular function (GO): protein binding; nuclear import signal receptor activity
Source: RefSeq, a predicted model, not a curated record
AUGUUUAAAGCCAAAAUUCCAAAUAUUUUAGAAAAUAUUAAAUCUAAUAAUAGAAAAUAUAAAUACCAAGCUGUUCAAGAUAUUAGAAAGAUGUUAUCAGUUGAACAUAGUCCUCCAGUGGAAGAAAUAAUAGAGUGUGGAUUAGUACCAAUAUUACAUGAAUAUCUUUUAGAUUCAUCAGAUCCAAAAAUACAAUUCGAAUCAAGCUGGGCACUAACUAAUAUAGCAUCAAGUAAUUUCACCUCUCUGAUGGUAGAUUAUGAAAUCCAUAAAACUUUUAUCGAUUUAUUAAGUCUUAAUACCCCUGAAGAGUUAUUGGAGCAAAAUAUAUGGGCUUUGGGUAAUAUUGUAGGUGAUUCUCCAGCAAAUAGAGAUUUGAUUAUAAGAGAGGGUUUGAUAGAUAGAAUUAGAGAAAUUUUAAGCACUCAUAAUAAAGCUUCAUUAAUAACAAAUAUUUCAUGGACAGGCAAAGGUAAUCCAAGACCUAGUUUCGAAGAUAUUCAGCCUAUAUUACCAGUUAUUAAAGAUUUACUUUUAAAAUAUCCAGAUAACGAUGAGGUAUUAUCCGAUUCGCUUUGGGCUUGUUCAUUCUUAACAGAACAUUCCCUAAGUGAAGCCGAAACUUUUGAUAGUAUAGUUAAAGUUGGUUUAGUCCCAAUUUUAAUUAAGCUUGUCCAACAAAAUUCAAAACUUCAAAUUAUUACACCAGGAUUUCGUGUUUUGGGUAAUUUAUUAUCAGGUUCAGAUCAAGUUACACAACAUUUAUUAGAUAAUGAUAUUCUCUCUGUUUUUGAAAAGUUUUUAACCAAUUCAAGAGUAGCAUUGGUAAAAGAGGCUUUUUUUUGUUUAUCAAAUAUUACAUCAGGAAGUAUACCACAAAUUCAAAGAGUAAUAGAUGAGGGUAUAGUUUUAAAGGCAAUUAAAGCAGGUAUAAGGGGUGAACACCAAAAUAUUGAAGUUAACCGUGAAAUACUUUGGUCAAUUAUCAAUGCAAUUUCUGGAGGUUCUAGCUCGCAAAUUGAUUACCUCAUUAAUAAUCAAUGUAUAUUAUUCUUUUCAAAAUAUUUCAACUUAGCCAAGUCUCAAGAAAAUCUCUUCACUUUUUAUAUUGACUCUGUUAUCAUCCUUUUAUACAGGAGCCAAGCAUAUUUAAAGUCCAACGAUUACUCAAGUUAUUUAAAAUUUUUCCAUGGUUCAUUUAUAGUAGAAAAAAUUUUAGAAAAAGAUUUUGGGGGUUAUACAGAACAAUAUGAAAAAAUUAUUGUAGUUAUCAAUGAAACUAAAACUUUUAUUCGUGAUAAUAAAUUGGAUUUAACAUUUUCAGCUUUAGAAAUUUUCGAAAAAGAAUAUGAAUUAGAUGACGAAUUUAGUUUGAAUUAUGACAAUUACAAUUACGAAGACGAAAACAAUGACGAUGACGAACACGAUGACGAUGACGAUGACGAUGACGAUGAUGAACACGAUAACUCUGACGAACACGAUGACUUUGACAAUGGCAAUGGCGAUGACAAUGAUAGCGAUAGUAAUUCCAAUGAUUGUCAAUAUCAUUAG